CCCAAUAUAUAUUUUUUUCAUAUAAUUAUAUAUUUUUUUUUUUUGUGAGAUUGUGUCGGUGAAUUUGGAUUUUCUGAUUGUUAUUAUUUUUAUUUCAUUUUUUAAAAAUAAAAGUGGGUUGGAAGAAAUAAUCAACGUGGAGGCUAACCCAGAUGACAAGCAUAGUGGCCAAGUAGCAUGAGAGGCCUCCUCCUCUUCUUCUUCUUCUCCCUAUUCUUUUUCAGUUUUGUUUGGUUUUUUUUCCCCUAAAAACCGAACUUUCUCUUUUUCUCUUCUCUAACCUGGCUCUGGUUCUGGUUCUCGCGUGUCUUCUACUGGUUUAGAUUUUACAUUCUUAUGAAGAUUCAACCACUACCCACUAUUUCUUAGACCCAAAUUCGAACUGGGUCGGUCUCAGAAUCAAGAAAUAUUAACCAGAGAAACAAGAGAGAAGAAAGUAUUAAAGGGGGAGUCUUGCAGUGGAGGCGGAGAUGGAGACAGCUGGACCGCCACCGAGAGAAACGACACGGAAAAGAGCUGGUGGUGGAGGCGGUGGGGGUGGUGGUGUUGGUGGUGGCGGAGAGAGGCAGUACAAGGGGAUAAGGAUGCGGAAGUGGGGCAAGUGGGUCGCCGAGAUUAGAGAACCCAACAAGCGUUCGAGGAUUUGGCUCGGUUCUUACUCCACUGCCGUGGCGGCGGCUCGAGCUUACGAUACGGCUGUGUUUUACCUGAGAGGACCCUCUGCUCGGCUUAAUUUUCCUGAUCUAGCUCAGGAAGGCGGUGGAUGCGGCUGCGCCGCCGACAUGUCGGCGGCUUCAAUUAGAAAGAUGGCAACGGAGGUCGGUGCCAGGGUCGACGCGCACCAAGCCGCUAUACGCCACCACCAUCACCAUCAUCUUCACAAUCACCACCAUCUUCACAAUCACCAUCAUAGCCAGUCGGAUUCAGGCGAAGGCGCCGCCGAGGAGCUGAAACCUAGCACCGGGUUCUUGAACGGGGUCGACUUGAAUAAGAUGCCCGAACCGGAGAACUCGGACGGUGAGUUGGAGUGGGAUAGGAACUCGGAUUAGGCUAAAGAGAAGGAAAAAAAAAGGAGCAGCCUUUUUUGGUUUGCUAACGUGCGCCGAAUGAGGUUAUGUUUUGACGGCUGAAGAAAUGAUGACGCCUUCUUUACUUUCAUUAAUUGAACUUGUAGUUUUCCACUCCCUCUGCUUUCUUUCUUUCUUUACUUUCUUCUAGUUUUUCUUUUUUAAUUUUUUAGUUUUUAGUUUUUUUUGUAUGUCGACCAAGAAAUUUUGGCCUUUGUAAAAAGUGAUAAGAAUGUAAAUUAGCUUCAGCAGAAUUAAGUAUAUUUUCCACCUUUCUUUUUUA
This is a messenger RNA of Humulus lupulus (European hop), 1350 nucleotides long. RefSeq names its product ethylene-responsive transcription factor RAP2-10-like. The record is from RefSeq and is a predicted model, not a curated record. NCBI's taxonomy places the organism in Eukaryota, Viridiplantae, Streptophyta, Magnoliopsida, Rosales, Cannabaceae. Gene Ontology annotation, molecular function: DNA binding; DNA-binding transcription factor activity. Bases 471 to 1049 code for a protein of 192 amino acids. The transcript has a single exon. Gene Ontology annotation, biological process: regulation of DNA-templated transcription.